This is a messenger RNA of Microtus ochrogaster (prairie vole), 6590 nucleotides long. It is a transcript of the gene Lmo7, whose product is annotated as LIM domain 7. Gene Ontology annotation, biological process: regulation of cell adhesion; regulation of signaling. Gene Ontology annotation, molecular function: protein binding. NCBI's taxonomy places the organism in Eukaryota, Metazoa, Chordata, Mammalia, Rodentia, Cricetidae. The transcript has 30 exons. Bases 160 to 5433 code for a protein of 1757 amino acids. The record is from RefSeq and is a predicted model, not a curated record.
GCUGAGUUUGAUCCGAUUUCAGGAGUUUUGAGAAAGCAAUACCUGCAAGUUCUGCUAGGUUCCUGAACUUAAACUGCACGUCGCAACAAAGGGAGGGGAACGCGUCUGGGUCCCGGAGUGCACCCACUUAGCUGCUUUCUCCCCUCUCUUGCUCUAGUGAUGGAAGGGAUGGAGGAAGCCGAGGCCGAUUGCUCGGCUGCAUUUGCAGAGGCUCAGAGAUGGGUAGAGGCUGUGACUGAGAAGAAUUUUGAAACCAAGGAUUUUCGAGCCUCUCUAGAAAAUGGUCUUCUGCUGUGUGAUUUGAUUAAUAAGCUCAGACCCGGCAUCAUUAAGAAGAUCAAUAGACUGUCUACACCAAUUGCAGGUUUGGAUAAUAUAAACGUUUUUUUGAGAGCUUGUGAACAGAUUGGAUUGAAAGAAGCCCAGCUUUUUCAUCCUGGGGAUCUACAGGAUUUAUCAAACCGAGUCACUGUCAAGCAAGAAGAGACUGACAGGAGAUUGAAAAAUGUUUUGAUAACUUUGUACUGGCUGGGAAGAAAAGCACAAAACAAUCCCUACUAUAAUGGUCCCUAUCUCAAUCUGAAAGCUUUUGAGACUCUGUUGGGCCAGGCUUUGACCAAGGCUCUUGAAGAUUCUAGCUGCCUGAAAAGCAGUGGCCGCGACAGUGGCUACGGGGAUAUCUGGUGUCCCGACAGAGGAGAAUUUCCUGCCCCUCCAGGCAGCCAUAGGAGGGAAGAUUCCUUUGAAAGCUUGGACUCCUUGGGGUCUAGAUCACUGACCAGCUGCUCCUCAGAUCUCACGCUCAGAGGUGGGAAGGAAGGUUUCGAAAGUGACACAGACUGGGAAAUCACAUUCAAAAUGCAGGACUAUAACAAAGAUGAUAUGUCCUAUCGAAGGAUUUCAGCUAUUGAGCCAAAGUCUGCCCUACCAUUCAAUCAAUUCUUGCCCAACAAAAGUAAACAGCCAUCCUAUGUGCCCGCGCCUCUGAGGAAGAAAAGGACAGACAAAAAUGAGGAUAACAGAAGAAGCUGGGCAAGCCCAGUCUACACAGACUCAGACGGGACAUUUUCAAGUAACCGGAGGAGGACUUGGGGUCCCAAGAUGGAGCGCUGGCACACAGUCCACGAAACGUCAACCUCCUCUUGUUAUUUGGAAGAGGAGGAAGAAAAGAUAACGCGCAUACCCAACCUUGUGAAGGACGAUCUCUAUGUACGGAAGUUGAGUCCAGUCAUGCCAAGCCCAGGGGGUUCUUUUGAUCAGUUUCUUCCCAAGUGCUGGAGCCCAGAAGAGAUCAGCUGGAAAAAAAUAAAGAGGGAGACUUAUAAGCCAUGGUAUAAGGAGUUUCAGGGAUUCAGUCAGUUUUUAUUGCUUCAGGCCCUUCAGACAUACUCUGAUGACAUCUUGUCUUCGGAUACAAAUGUCAAACUCGAUCCCACCUCUGGCCCAAGGCUCAUAACUCGCAGAAAAAAUCUCUCUCACACACCAGGCUAUCAAGCAGAUGACCUUGAGCUGACAGCCUUGGAUCCUGACUUAGAAAAUGAUGAUUUCUUUGUCAGAAAAACUGGGGCUUUCCGUGCAAAUCCUUGUGUUUAUCGAGCCUUUGAAGACUUUCGAAGGUUCUCUGAGCCAGACGAUGCUGUUGAACGAGAUAUAAUUUUGCAGUGCCGGGAAGGUGAGCUUGUACUUCCAGAUUUAGAAAAAGACGAUAUGAUUGUUCGUCGGAUCCCAGCACAGAAAAAAGAGGUGCCACUGUCUGGGGCCCCCGACAGAUACCAGCCAGUCCCUUUUCCUGAACCCUGGACCCUACCUCCAGAGAUCCAAGCGAAAUUUCUCUGUGCCCUCGAAAGGACAUGCCCACCCAAAGAAAGAAGCAGUAGCUGCCGAGUCUUAGUCCCUUCCCACCGACAGAAGAGAGACGACAUGUUGACUCGCAAGAUCCAGUCAUGGAAGCUGGGGACUGCUGUGCCUCCUGUCAACUUCAAGCCUGGCCCCUGCAGUGAGGCCGACCUGCAGAAGUGGGAGGCCAUCCGGGAGGCCAGCAGACUUAGGCACAGGAAGCGGCUGAUGGUUGAGAGACUCUUUCAAAAGAUUUAUGGUGAGAAUGGGAGCAAGUCCAUGAGCGAUGUCACCGCAGAGGAUGUUCAGAACCUGCGUCAGCUGCGGUACGAAGAGAUGCAGAAAAUCAAAUCCCAACUGAAAGAGCAAGAUCAGAAGUGGCAGGAUGAUCUUGCAAAAUGGAAAAGUCGCAGGAAGAGUUACAAUUCAGAUCUGCAGAAGAAGAAGGAGGAGAGGGAAGAGAUCGAAAAACUGGCCCUGGAGAAGUCUGACCGAAGCUCCAAGACAUUUAGGGAAAUGCUGCAGGACAGGGAAUCUCGAGUUCUGAAUUCUACAAGGAGGAUGUAUUCUGCUGAUGAUGCCCUGGAUGAUGAAGUACUUCAUCCUACAGUGACUCUGUCUGAAACCAGCUAUCAGAGAGAGAGACUGGGAGACAAGACAACAGCUUAUCCUGCCGAGACGGCCAAAGAAGAUUCCACAACGUUUGCAAAGAGACAGGACAGUGUAACAGCUGAGAUUCAGCAUCCUUCUCAUAUUCCUGAAGAGCAGCGGCCGGCCCCUUUAUCUGCUGCAGAAUCACACCAGGCCCCCUUGUCUUCUGCAGAACCACACCAGGCCCCCUUGUCUUUUGUAGAACUUCACCAGGGCCCCUUGUCUUCUGCAAAACCGCACCAGGGCCCCUUGUCUUCUGCUGAGCCUCACCAGGCCCCCUUGUCUUCUACAGAACCACACCAGGCCCCCUUGUCUUCUACAGAACCACACCAGGCCCCCUUGUCUUCUACCGAACCACACCAGGCCCCCUUGUCUUCUAUAGAACAGCACCAGGUCUCUUUAUCUCCCGCCGAGCCAUACAAGGUCUCUUUAUCUUCAGUAGCACUGCGUCCACUCUCAUUUUCGUUUCAGCAGUCGCUGAGUACCAGAGGAGAGUCGACUCGGAUUUCAGCUUCUCUCCCUAGAAGUUACCAGAAAGCCGAUACAGCCAGGUUAACAUCUGUGGUCACAGCGAGACCUUUUGGCACGCAGUCAAGGGGAAUCUCAUCACUGCCCAGAUCCUACACGAUGGAUGACAGCUGGAAGUACAAUGGUGAUGUUGAGGUUGUCAAGAGACCUCAGCGGAAUUUCGUCAUAGCCCCUGCCCCGAAGCUUGACUCCACCCAGUUUGUUUUGGGUUCAUCCAGUGAAAAGGAGGCAGCCCCAGGAGAAGAUGUGGCAAGCGUGUCCUCUUCCACACCCUUUUCUUCGCUCUCGCAAGACCAGGCAGCCACUUCAAAAGCCACACACUCUGGAGAAGGGAGAAGCUCACCACUGAGGGACGUUUCAAGGUCCCAGGAUCAGUUCAGCGAUAUGAGAAUCAGCAUAAACCAGACGCCUGGGAGCCAACCUGACUUCGGGUUUACAAUAAAAUGGGAUUUUUCGGGGAUCUUUGUGGCAUCCGUUGAAAAAGGUAGCCCAGCAGAAUUUUCUCAGCUGCAGGUAGAUGAUGAGAUUCUUGCCAUCAAUAACACCAAGUUUUCAUAUAAGGAUACAAAAAAGUGGGAGGAAACCAUGGCAAGCGCCCAAGAAACCGGAAACUUAGUGAUGGAUGUCAGGCGCUAUGGAAAGUCUGGUUCGCCUGAAACAAAGUGGACGGACAUGACUUCAGGGAUUUACACCUUGGACAAGUCCUCAAGUCUGUCGGUAACAACUGAUUUCUCUGAAAGCCUUCAGAGUCCUUACACCGAAUCCAAAGAAAUCAAUGGAAUUCACGAAGAAAGCAACACCCUUGAUCCAAAAGCAUCAGAAUCCAUUUCUUUGAGAAAUUUAAAAAGGCGGUCCCAAUUUUUUGAACAAGGGAGCUCCGAUUCUGCGGGUCCUGAUGUUCCAGUUCCAACCCUCAGUGCCCCAAGUCGCUGGGCAUGGGAUCAAGAGGAGGAGCGAAAACGACAGGAGAGGUGGCAGAAGGAACAGGAUCGUCUACUCCAGGAAAAAUACCAACGUGAGCAAGAAAAGCUGAGGGAAGAGUGGCAGAGGGCGCAACAAGAGGCCGAGAGAGAGAAUUCCAAGUACUUGGAUGAGGAGCUGAUGGUCCUAAGAUCCAACAGCAUUUCUCUGACUACACGGGAGCCUGUGACUGCCACUUGGGAAUCCACCUGGAGUGAAGGGUCCAAGUCUUCGGACCGGGAAGGAACCCGAGCAGGGGAGGAAGAGAGAGGGCAGCUGGAAGAGGAUGCUGUUCGUGAGGACAAAAGUCGGAAACUGCAGGAGCAGCUCAUGCUUGAGCAGGAGAAGAAACGGAAGGAAGAAGCUCAGGAAGAAGAGCUACGGAAGCAGCGGGAGGCUGAGGCGCAGGCGCAGGCUGAGGCAGAAGCCAAGGCUCGAGCAGAGGCCCAGGCCCAGGCAGAGGCUCAAGCGCGAAAACAAGCUGAAAUGCAGAAGUACCAUGCAGAGAGGGAGCGAGAAACUUCGGUCAAGAUCUACCAAUACCGGAGGCCUAUUGAUUCCUACGAUAUACCAAAGAGAGAGGAGGAAUCUUCAGGAAUGUUUUCUACGGACAGGAGCAAGUCAAGAUCUACUACGGAACUAAAUGAUACCCCCACAGAGAAAAACGGAAGCAGCAAAUAUUCUGACCGAAUCGGGACUACUAGCUUUUCUCAAAGGAGCUCCAGGAAGGACCAGGGCCCCUCAGAGGCAGAGUUGGAGAGACAGCAAAUCCUGCAGGAAAUGAGGAAGAGAACGUCUCUCCAUAAUGACAACAGCUGGAUCCGACAGCGCAGUGCGAGUGUGAACAAAGAGCCCAUCUGCCUGCCUGGGCUCAUGAGAAGAGGGGAGUCCCUGGACAACCUGGACUCCCAGCGGCCCAGUUCCUGGAGGCAGUCCCCAUGGAACAGCCAGCCUGCAGGGGUCUAUGCCUCCUCCUCUGUCCAAGACUUCAGUCGCCCGCCUCCACAGCUGUUGUCCACAUCAAACCGUGCCUACAUGAGGAACCCAUCCUCUGCGGUACCACCUCCAGCUGGCCCUGUGAAGACCAUCAUCCCAGGCCCUGCCCCCCCAGGGUCUCCUACCCCACGCAGCUGUUCCCCUUCCAUUUCACAGUCUGGCUCCCAACUCCGCAACAGGUCAGUGAGUGGGAAGCGUGUGUGUUCCUACUGUAAUAACAUUCUGGGCAAAGGAGCCGCUAUGAUCAUCGAGACCCUGGGUCUUUGUUAUCAUUUACAUUGUUUUAAGUGUGUCUCCUGCGAACGUGACCUCGGAGGAUCCUCCUCAGGAGCUGAAGUCAGAAUCCGAAGCAACCAACUUUACUGCAAUGACUGCUAUCUCCGAUUCAAAUGUAAGAGAGCAAAUCAGAGAGAAAAUUUCUUGUCUUUUGAGGAGACCACGGGUUCCUAUGCCUUUUCCUGAGCCUGCAGCCACCUCUUCCUCAGGUUCACUACCAUAGGAUGGUGGGUCUUAGGGGUCAUAGUCUGUCCCAUUCAUAGAAGGGAUGUAGUGAAUCCCAACCACCAAGAAGGAGAUUGUGGAUUGGACGAACUGAAGGGGCUGGUACCCAGAAAUCAGGACAUUGUCUCUGGUUUGCAAAGAAACCUCUAAUGACUCCUGGGCUCAGAAUAAAGGUUAAGACAAGUCUGCUUUCUGAUUAAGGCCUCAUCUCUCAUCAGCUCAUUUCCAUUGUCUGAUGAUGAGAGCUUAUUAUGUGACUUAUAAUCAACUCUGAAAAAUGAUUGAACCUGAGUAUCACUUUCUGCUUUAUGAUAAUAUGUAGCCAUAUAUCCAUACAUAUAUUUUUUGAAGAAGAGAGCCUUAAUUCUGUUUAUAAGGAGUUUCAAUAUUAUUGAAUUUAAAAACAAUUUAAAUGCUACUUCCUUUCUAAGUAUGUGUUCGAGCCUUGUGAAGUAUAGGGUAGCAUAACUUGGUUGUGUAUUGUUAUAGCUUCAGCAAGACAAUAGUUACUGCUGUAUAUCAUUUUGAACCUUGACGCUGGUAACAUGUUUCUUCCUUGUGAAAGGGUGUUACAAGUGGUACCUACAAACCUAUUGCUUUUGAACUCGGAGGUAUUUAUAUGGCCCCUUAUAUGAAGCGUGUUUGGAAAUGAUUUGAACUGAUCAACUCUCUUUUAUCUGUCAAUGGCUUCUGAGCCUUAUUUGCUGGCUGUCCAGGCCUCUCUUGGAUAUUGAUCCUGAAGUUGGGAGCAUAUCAAGGCUGGGCAUGGGAUCUGGGGUGGUGGUGUGUAUUGUGUGUGCAUUUUUUCUCUUUUAAAUCCAAAGCCAAAUAUCACUGAUUUUUGGAGCUAUUGCCCAUGCCUUUUCUCUCCUUCAGUACAAAUAAUAGAGAGUUGCAGGCCUUUUGUUUUCUGAUUUAGCAGCUAGUUUUUACUCUCUUUUGCAAAUAAAGAGUUCUAGCCCCAAGAGGCUGCAUUCUGCCUACCUUUAUCCUAAGACAGAGUGACAGGCAACUCUUUCUACCUCAUUGGGCCCCUCUGAGUGACGACUGCUAUGUAUCCCAUGUGCUGAUAUUUACAUGCUUCUGAGUCUGAGCACCUUUCUCUCUUCUCUCCCUGC